AGCGAACCCGGGGGGAGGAGGAGGAAGGAGAGAAAAGGAUUUUAUACUUCCACCAUCCCCAAGCAUGGCUACCCGUAGCACGGCAUCAUGCACCGGAUCCACUCUGCUGCAACCCAUCAGCGAAAUCAUCAACCUCCCCGUCGACCAGGUAAACUUCGUGGCAUGCCAGCUGUUUGCGCUGCUAAUGGCCGUGUGGUUCCGUCUCUACCUCCAUCCCAGUAAGACCAGUCCCUUUGUCAGACAUGUUGUGGCCACUCUGCUGGGAUUCUACUUGGCUCUCUUCUGCUUUGGCUGAUUUCUUUCCAUUGAACUGUGGAGAAGUAAGUGAUGAGCACGGGGCACGAUUCCACCAGGACACUGCAGCUAUGGAGGAAAGAUAUCAGGGAAAGUUGAAUCCAUCUAUGCUUGCUGACUACUGUUGGAAUGUGGUCAGGAAUGACCCUGCUGCUGAGUAUCAGAGAUGAUCCAAAAAGCGUAGUUCAGAUACUAAAUAACGGGAAAUUUGUUGUUCUAAGUGAUACUUUAGCUUGUUUUUCAUAAUAUAUUCAAUCACCUGAUGUCUUAAGAUAUUUCUUGUUUAUUCUUGAGAGAUAAAGAAAUGCAACUUACAUAUAAAUAUUAUUUUUAAGCAAAAAUGCAGAAAUCAAUUGUAUAAACAGAUGCGAUUUUGAAGCUUACUUACUCAUUGUAGGAACAAAAAAACAAAAAUCCAAAGUUUGCCAUCAAUAUACGUAACAAAAGUUAGCUGAGCAAGUUUGAAAAAGAUGCUUUUCUUCAUUUUUCUCAUGCUGCUGUGUCUGUCCUGAAGUGUUCUGUAGCCACAAACCCCUGAUCUAAGGAAAACUAGCCUGAACACUGGUGAUUCCCUUUAAAAAAUGUAUUCCCUCCAUUUCCUGGUGCAAAGUGGUUUGUCGUACAGCGUGAUCGUCUUCGCCGGCCUGGAGCACAUGCACAAAUACUGCUUCAUCGUGACGCUUGGCUACUUGAUAGUAUGUCAGGUCACACGCGUCUACGUGUUCGAUUACGGCAUGUACUCUGCAGAUUUUACUGGGCCCAUGAUGGUGAUAACACAGAAGAUUACCAGCCUCGCAUUUGAGAUACAUGACGGUAUGACCAAGCGAGAUGCACAGCUGACUCCAGGUCAGAAAUACCUUGCUAUCAGGCGCAUGCCGAGCCUUCUGGAGUACCUCAGCUACAACUGCAACUUCAUGGGAAUUCUGGCGGGGCCCACCUGCUCCUACAACGACUACAUGGCUUUCAUCGAAGGCACAUGCUACCAGCCGCGGCACCAGGCGAACGCCAACGGCAAAGAGAACGGGAAACACAAACAGAGUGAACCCUCGCCAAAGGAUGACGUCAUUUCCAAGUUGUGUACAUGUGCCAUCUCGCUGGCCAUCUAUUUGUCACUGUGCAAGCUUAUCCCAGUGGAGCGGUCCAUAGACGACGACUUCAUUACCAACACACCCUUUUACAUACAAGUUGCCUACCUUUACCUGGCCAUGUUGGCUCUCAGACCCAAAUACUACUUCGUCUGGACAUUAGCUGAUGCUAUCAACAAUGCAGCAGGAUUCGGCUUCAAUGGAUACAACAAAGACGGCUCCCCACGGUGGGACCUGAUUUCCAACCUCAGAAUUCUGGACAUUGAGUUUGCCACCAGUUUCAAGUUGUUCCUAGACAACUGGAACAUCCAGACAUCCCUUUGGCUCAAAAGGGUGUGUUAUGAGCGUUGUCCCAUCAACCCCACCGCCGCCACCUUCCUACUGUCAGCCAUGUGGCAUGGCGUAUACCCUGGCUACUACCUGACCUUCCUCACUGGCAUUGGCAUGACCAUGGCAGCACGUUCAGUAAGACACAACAUCAGACCUCACUUCCUGGUCUCUGACUCAUAUAAGCGUAUCUAUGAUGUCAUCACGUGGGCAUGGACUCAAGUUGCCAUCAGUUACACAGUGGUGCCAUUUGUCCUACUCGCUGUGGGACCCUCACUCAAAUUCUACAGAUCCUGGUACUUCUGCUUACACCUUCUGUGUCUGCUGGUGGUACUAGCCCUGCCGGUGAAGUCUCGACGCCGCAGGAUGGAAGGUCAGCAGGAGAGCCCGCGGCAGGUGGACGGCAGCGCCUCCAACCACUGCAGCCAGAAAGACAAAACCACAUGAGGCUCAGGAGAAGCAGCACUAGUGAGACGAACUGGAGACCACUGAGAGCUGGAGAGCGUGGAGAGUCUGUUUGUCGGACCAGGAACCAAAUAUUGGGCGUGCUCGGACAGAAACCGACAAUACUUCCAGUAGCAAAGGAGCACCAGAGCGAUAGUGGUUACAUUACAUUUUACUAGCGGAAAAACGGAGAUAAACUGAAUUCCAAGCUGCCUUAAACCCUCUAUGUACGUGGCAGGUGCGACAACAACAGCUACCGCUUGUACAAAGUGUAUGUGGAGGGUUUUUGUCAUUGUCUGGAAACCUUUAUCAUCAGCUGCCAACUUUCAAACAGGCCUUAGGAUCCUCAAAAUAUUGAUGGGAGUUCACAUCACAUAAUAAUAAUAAUAACAACAACAAUAAUAAUCAUAAUAAGUGUUUUGUAUUUAGAUGUUUGUGACGACACUAUUCUCAGAGAUGAAUUGAUUGGUUGAAUUGAUAGAAAAGUCCCAAAGAGGAAACCGGAUCUCGUCUUGUCUCCAGUGGUGGAAAACGUCUCGCCCAAUUGUUUUUUUUUUCUGCUGCUUUUGACCAACUUAUCAGCGUCAGAUAUCUGUGUGUUUCAAAGGGAGAUGAUUCAAUGAUUCAUUCUGUUGCGGCUUUGCGUAGUCUUCUCAAGUUUUUUUUUUUUUUUUUCAUUUUGGGUGGCUCCAUGGAUGUUAUUUUUAUUUUUAUUUUGAUUCUCCUACUUUUCAGCCUCGCCCCGAAACAAUAACUAUCAGGCAUUUCACGUCUUGUACAGUGAUCUAAUCACAUUAUGUCACCUGAACUUAAAUAGUCCUUAUUUAAUAACCAUAGUAGCCGUAAUUACCCCACUGAACGGGAAAUAAAAUGUUCCCAAUUGGUGCACAUAGAGGCCACAAGUGAGUGCAAUUUGCCUUCAUUUUAUUAUUGUGCAAAUUUUGUUUGACUUGAUAAUAUUGUACAAAAAAAAUAACAUGUAAGAGGAGGCGGGCUGUUGUGGUAACUUAUUUUUUACGUUAAGGUGCAUUUACUGUAUGGUGUAUAAGACACUGGCUUCUUUGUUUUUGUUCACUUCAAGCCUUUGAGAAACAUCGACCUGUUUAUUCUAACACACACACCCCCAGUGACGCUAUCCUGCACCCCACAUGUUGGGUUUAGCAGGCGACACACUGUUGCUACAAUAUUUUGACAUAUCCUUUAAGUGAAUGGGACGUUCAAGGUUCAUGUGUUUGGUGCAUUUGUAAAAUAACAAAGCACCCAAUUUGACAAGUUAUGGAGUUUUUUUUGUUUGUUUUCCUUUUGAGAUGGUCUAACAUUUGCAUAUUCCUGCCAUAACUGUGUGUGUGUAUGUGGUUCGUACGUCAUGUCAAUGUGGUCAACUAUAUUUGUAGCUCUGUAAAGGUGAGCACCUUUAAGAUAAAGAAAGGGAUGUCAUUCUUUCUGGAACAUUUAAGAACAUGAUUGCACUGCAUGGCCACCAAAACCAGCAGAUCAAUGCAAACUGCUUCAUAUGUCCAAAGUGCCAAAUCAUUGAAUGGCGCAUUUUUUUGUUUUUUUUUUGUGAGUGUGCAUGUGCGCCUGCCUGUGAGUGUGUGUGUGUGUGUGUGUGUGUGGAUGAGUGGGCGACUGUGUGCUUGUGUAACAUAAUGGUUAUUUUUGUGUCAGAAGGAAAUUUAUUGAAAGAUUUGUAUGACAGUUCAUUAAAAUUCUGAUUUAUGUGGCAAAAAAUAAAGAGGUUAUUUUUAAACACCAACACUGAUGUUUGAA
Molecule: messenger RNA, 3920 nt
Organism: Doryrhamphus excisus (bluestripe pipefish)
Lineage: Eukaryota; Metazoa; Chordata; Actinopteri; Syngnathiformes; Syngnathidae
Source: RefSeq, a predicted model, not a curated record